AUGCGGCGGCCGGUUCCCGCGCGCGGCCGUUGGGGGGAAGGCGGCGGGAAGAUGGCGGCGGCGGCGGAGCGGGGCCAGGCCCGAGAUGUUCCCCCACUGGCGAGAAGAAGAUCCGACCGGCUGUCAGCGACAGAGAAUGAAGAAAGCUUGGUUCCGGCUGUCAAACAUUCCAUUGUUUUGAAGAAGAUCAAGCCCCAGAGAAAGCUCACUGUGGGCACCACUGCAACCCCAAGGCGAAGCCCUCGGGUUUCGGCCGAGGCGGUGAAAGAAAAUGUCUGCCGUGUCUCUGCUGGGUCAGGGGCCCCUGAGGGACAGGUCUCGCCCUCACUGCCUGUCACCGCAACCCCUUCCGCCGAGGACUCUGACCUGCUGCUGGACACACGGCUGCCGAGUGACCGGGACUCGGUGAUGUCCCACAAGGUGCGGCGUUCCUACAGCCGGCUGAGCCCCUUCGGCACGCAGGCCGGCAACGCCAGCGACGGCUCCGACACGUCCACGCCCAACCAGUGGCACCCGGCGCGCCGCUCCUUCUUCGGCUUUGAGAGACUCCUGGCCACCGAGGCCCUGCCGGCCAUCUCACCGGUGAAGUCCGCCAGCCCCAGGGAUAAACCUGCGGGGCUGCCGGCUCCUGGCAGCGCCGCCUGCGUGCCGCCGGGCGCCAUCCCUGGUGUUGCUGCCGCCAAGGAGAAGAGGAAGAAGCGGAAGGUGGCUCAGAUCGAGAAGUCUGCACUGGAUGAGUGGGCUGCUCAGAUGAAUGCCAGCUUUGAAGAGGCAGAACGCUUCGAUUUGGUGGUGGAGUGACGUGGAUUCCAGUUCUCUUUUUAAAACUGCAUAGAAUCUGCCAUGAGCAGACGUUCUUGUGGAUAUAAAAACUAGGUUUCGUAGUAACGACGAUCCUGAGCCUGGAUCAAAGAUUAUCGGAGAAGCAAAGAACCCUUCACCCAGUAGUUGUAGGAAUGUAGAGGACUAUGGAGAUUGUUGUGAUUUUUGCCAGGGGCGGUGGUCCCACUACAACUUCCAUUCUGUGGGGUGACUGGCUACACUAAUGCCAUUUUCAAGCUGUGCCCAAAUACUACGACCAAUGUGUCUGAUUAUCCACUGCUCCAGCCUGCCAGUCCAGCUGUUAGCACUCUGAUUUUGGUGGGGUCUUUUCCCUUUUUGCAUCCCACCCUGGCAGGAAGGGUAGACGGGAACUGUGGCUGGGCCUGUCACUCUGUCCCCGUAUCAUCAUUGUCUUCUGCAGCUUUCGCCAGCCCCCCUCAGUCCCCCGAACACAAACACUGGCAGCACACCAGCAGCCACCAAAGUUCGUGAGAAGCCAGUUGGUGAUUUGAUAGCAGGUGAUCUGCCCCUCUUUCUGGCUCUCACCUCUGCCAGCUCACUCGUGUUUUAUUCUUGAAGUGUCUUUUCUUUUAUAAAUCAUUGGUGAGAAAAUUAAUUGUAAUUGUGGGCUCGGUCUAGAAAAUAAUCAAUGGGCAGUGUUGUGCAUUUUUAAAAUCAAAGUAAGGAGAUUAAUCUGUAGUAAAAUGAGACAAAGAUGUCUCUCUCAAUCCCAGAGUAGGUUAUCCUUUCACUGCUGGGUGACCUGUUGUACAUAAAGUUGUUACUCCUGCACCUGACGCAUGCUGACACUGUAGUCACACUUUGCAAUUGAUGCAAUGCACACGCACUCAGCAAUAUGUGUGCACGCAGUCUGAUUCAGGUUCAUUUGCUGAAUAAUGCAGUUGACUCUCCACCCACUCUGUAAGCUAUCUGCAAUCCCUGCAGCAUGAUCACACACUGAUGGUAAAGCAUGCCUCGGGUGAAUUGCCACUGCUGAACAUAAUCAGGGGAAAUUAUCAGUGUCACGAAACUCACUAUUGAUUGAAUAACACAAACAUCCGGCCGCCAGGUUAAGUGCGUGUGCCAUCAAGUCCACAGCAACACCGCCAGCAUUGUGUGUGUUGUCAGCUCGGAUUUCACCAAAGCUUGGUGACGAGUCAGAAGCUCACAGUAAGUGAACUGUGGAAAAAACCUACCUCUGGCAGCACAAACAUUAUUCUUGUUCCUUUGAUAGAGAAGUUCUUGUCACUGGACACAGCAGUGGUCCCUGUGGGUGAACAUUAAAUGUGUGUGCUUUCAUGUGUUUCAAUUCAGCAGUGGGCUGUGUGAGGGAGCCCCUUCCUCCGGUAAUCAAGAUGUUCUACAAAACAGUCCAUCUAUUGCUUUUAUGUCUUUUGUGAUUGAACUGAAAUACCCCUGUUGAUAAAUAACCUCAGUUAUUUCAAAGCACAACUGCAGACUUAACUUGGCAGUCUAGGCGAACAUUUUAUCAGCCUGCUCUGUGUCCUGGCUCAACAUGUGCGUUCCUAUUCUGCCCUGUAUUGAAGUGGAGGUGUAUAUAUAGCAGCACACAGCAGAUAUCACUCUGUAACAGAUGCCUCGUUUUUUGACACAACCCUACUGGUUGGGAAAAGUCCUCUGCACUCAGUAAUUGUAUAAAUAGCUAGACUCCUGUUAUAUAUCUGUUUAGGUCACUGGUCUUAUGGGGAAGUGCCAUCUCUGAGCAUUACCACAGGAGAUCCAUUUACAUUUUGGAUGUCAGCUAAUACCAUGGCGGUUAUAUUUGUGUGUUCAUUGAUUAAGCAACUAAUAAAUGAUUCAAAAUAA
Messenger RNA from Pristis pectinata (smalltooth sawfish), 2649 nucleotides. It is a transcript of the gene cdca5, whose product is annotated as cell division cycle associated 5. The transcript has 6 exons. The record is from RefSeq and is a predicted model, not a curated record. Bases 1 to 801 code for a protein of 266 amino acids. Lineage: Eukaryota; Metazoa; Chordata; Chondrichthyes; Rhinopristiformes; Pristidae.